UGUCACCUCUCAUCCUCUAGCAAUCCAGUCAGAAAAUACAUAGCUAGUAGUGAUGUUUCAGAUGCUCUUGAAGUAUCUUACUGUGCUACAAAAUGAAACUUAAAAUUUAUAGAACUGUUUCUUAUGGAACUGUUGAUAGUGAACCACCUGAAGUUCAAACAGAAGUUUUUAGCAAUAAUGUAGAAAAUUACCGUGAAGGUACUAAAUGGAGUGGAAUAUUCCUUGCUUUUUUGUCAGGCACUUUUUUUACUAUCAGUGCAGCACUUGUGAAAAGUAUUAAAAAUGUGGAUCCCAUGGUAGUGUUAUCUAUUCGUGCAUUUAUACAAAUUAUAGUUAUGACAAUUGUAGGAUAUAUUUCAUCAAUAAAUCUUAUUGGACCAAGAGGCAGUCGGUUAUUAGUUCAAACACAAGGCAUAGUUGGAGGCAUGACCUUAUCUUUGCUCUACUACAGUUUUAGAAAAUUACCUUUAGGAGAUGCAACAACAAUAAUUUUUAGUUCUCCAGUCCUUGUCAUGGUAUUAUCAUUUUUUUUUCUAAAAGAACCUUGUGGAGUUUUACGCAUCACUGUUAUUGGUGCCCUCAUUACUGGAGUGAUUUUAGUUGCACAACCACCUUUCAUUUUCAGAAUGCAUCAACUGGGAUAUGAUAUACCUGGUUACAUCUGUGCAAUUUUGGCCACUUUUUUUACUGCUAUAAAUCUUGUAGUAAUGAGAAAAUGUUCAGAUAUUCAUUAUUCUGUCAUAGUUUUGAAUUUGUCAGCAUGGACAAUAGUUUCAGCAUCACUAUUAUUUUCUAUCGCACCAAUAAAUCCAACAGCUAAUCCAUUGAUAGAACCAAUCAAUCAAGUUACUGAUCAACCAAUUAUUAACGUCACAGAUUUACCAAUAUUUCCUGUGACAGAGAAACCAUUAGCAACCAUCAUAACAGAAAACCCAGUCAAAGCAACAACAAUGUAUACAGGAGUAGACAUUGUUCCACCAUGGCCAACAAACCAACCAGUGUUAACAGAACUGAAUAGCAGUAUAUUUCCAAAAGAUGGAUUUACUUGGCUAAUGAUACUGUUAGUUUCAAUAACUGGACUGAUGGGUCAAAUACUGGUUGCAAAAGCUUUGAAAAUAGAAGGAGCCAGUAAAGUGUCUGUUACGAGAUCACUGGAUAUGAUUUUAGCUUACAUUAUACAAGUCUUUUUCUUUGAUGAAAUCCCAUCCACCACUAGUAUUGUUGGAGCUUUAUUGAUUUUCUUCAGUGUGAUUUGUAUGGGUUUUGAAAAAGAGAUCUAUUCAAUAUGUGACUACAUACCGUAAC
Messenger RNA from Phymastichus coffea, 1305 nucleotides. RefSeq names its product solute carrier family 35 member G1-like. Gene Ontology annotation, cellular component: membrane. The transcript is spliced from 3 exons. The record is from RefSeq and is a predicted model, not a curated record. The coding region runs from base 93 to 1304 and encodes 403 amino acids. NCBI's taxonomy places the organism in Eukaryota, Metazoa, Arthropoda, Insecta, Hymenoptera, Eulophidae.